CCCGGUUGGGCAAGGCAGUGCCCAUCAACGACAAGAAGGCCCCGACACGCACACCGAACCUCCCACGCCGUACCUAGGCCGCCACCAGCCAAAUUCCUCGUUGCAGCCGCCCGCGAUAGUGACAUCAUCCCAACCCCAAUCGCGCUACCUUUGCUGUCCAGCGCGCCUCGCCCUCCCACCGCCCACGACGGCGCCGCCCAACGCCGAGUGCCCCGUCAAAAAAGAGCCUUUUCCCUAUGUCGCCCUGCUGCCCACGCCAUGGAUCUAGGCGCUUCUAGUGGCGGGGUCGACGAGGGCGGCUUCGGCGACCAGAAGUCACGGGCCCUCCCGGCCGAUCUGCCCAAGUCCCUCGACGACAGGCGACGCCCGACCGAACUCGUCCCCGAAACAGAAAUGUACGAUGGCUGGCAAGGCCAGUCGCAGUUCCUAAUCUCCCCGAUGGCUGCCAAACCCUUGAACUUCGGCAACCUGUCGCUCAACGACUCCGCCUACGACGAUGAUAUCACCAAGGGCAUCACCGAUAGCGACACGAGGCUGAUGGAGAUGAUAGCUGCCCAGGCCGCCCACUCCGCCACAAGCGGCAUCGACGAUGUGGAAGGCCUGGCCAACGACAGCAAGCUGUCUGACGACGAAAAGAAGUCGAUGCUGCAGAAGGCGCUGGCCAUGGCCGCGAGCAACGGACACGUGGACCUAGUAAAGAGGCUCCUUGCCGGCAAGCCGAAGCAAUACGUCGACGUCAACACCCCUGACGAGGACGGCACGCCGGCUUUAAUAUACGCAAGCUGUUUUGGGCACGAAACCGUUGUCAAAGCCCUCAUCGAUGCCGGAGCCGAUGUGGAAAAGCAGGAUCGUAACCAUUGGAGCGCCCUGACGUGGGCCAUGACCAACUGCCACAAGGCCAUUGCGAAGCUGCUCCUGGACAGCGGCGCAUCGCCCGAGGCCAAGACGUCAUCUGGACGCACGCCCUUCGACUUUGUCGCCCCCGAUAGCGACAUGUCCUUCUAUCUGCACGACAGCGGCUAUAACAUCGGCAACGCGGGCGUGACAGAUGACUUUUACAGCCCCGGCAUGUCCCAGGACCGCUUCGAGGAGGAGAUGGCCGAGAACGAGCUCAGGAGGAGAAUGAUGAUGGAGAGCGCACGCGAUCUCGAGGUGGACCUAGGGAAUGUGGGAAUGGACGACCAGCCCGAGCCCAUGGACGAGUUCGAGGAGGAUCAGACCGAGUUCGACUGGCAGAGGUGCAACCACGACCAGAUGUUCGUCUUCCAGGAGAGUGAGCUCGAUCGCAUACUCGACAUCAUAAUCACCAACAUGACGCCGCAGCGGACACCGUCACAAAAGCCAGUCCCCGCAAACAUGAUUUUCCUGAGUGCAAGGUAUGCGCACUACCACUCGAGCCCGGAGCUACUUGCGAAGCUGCUCAUCACGGCCAUGGAUAAGAUCAACGACGUUGUGGAAGACCACCAGUGGGACAUGACCAUAUUGGCCUUUUGGAUAUCCAACGCGACGCUGCUGCUCCACUACCUGAGAAAAGACGGCGGCCUGCUCGAGGCCACGUCCGAGUUCCAAGCGCAGCUGGCUGAACUUAUUAACGAGAUUUUUAUCCUGAUUGUGCGAGACGCCGAAAGACGGCUGGACAAGGUCCUGGACCCGGCCAUGUUAGACCACGAGACAAUCCCUGGGUUCGAGAACAUCGCAUUCCAAAACGAAUGGAAGCUUUUCAAGCGGAAAAAGGAGGUCAAGGAGGAGCCCCCCGAGAGGCGGUACCGCCCGCCCUCGCCAAAGCAGAGAGCCAAGCCGGCGCCGCGGAACGUGACAUCGUUGCUUUCAUCCACUCUGUUUGUGCUGGAUCUCUAUGACAUACACUCGGUCAUCACGUGCCAGAUCGUGUCACAGCUGCUCUACUGGUUGGGAGCCGAGCUCUUCAACCGCAUCAUGUCAAACCGCAAGUACCUGGCGCGGACAAAGGCGAUGCAGAUCCGCAUGAACAUAUCGGUGCUGGAGGACUGGGCGCGGACCAACAACCGGACCCCGGACCAUUACGAGCACGGCGAGACAAAGUCGAGCGGCGAAAGCACGGCCGAUGCGUCGCGCAGACACCUUGGCCCCGUGAUCCAGCUGCUCCAGUGGCUACAGUGCUUCUCAUCGCUGGUCCAGGACGACCUCGAGGCGCUCGUGGGCACGCUCCAACAGCUUCGGUCACUCAGCCCACAGCAGCUCAUUCACGCGGCAAACCACUACCACCCAGAGGUUGGCGAGAAAGGUCUCCCCAAGAGCGCGCUCGAGUACCUGAACGCGAUCCAAAAGGAGGCGACCCUCCGCCGCGAGAGACAGCGGGACAGGCUAUCGCAGCAACUAAAGCCCGUCGAUGUUCCGCCCGGGUCGCCACCAAAGAGCGGGACGAGAGCAGGCGGAAAAGGAGGGGAGACUCCCGGGAGCAUGGCGCAUGGGUCUCCAGACGGAGAGGAUGAGUUGGAUGAAGAGGACGCACCCGCGCACCUGCUGUUGGACCCGGCCGUCAUGCUGCCGUUCUCGCUACCCUCGGUGACGGACAUGCUGGUCACGUAUGGGGCUGGGUUCGGCGGGGUCAACAGGGAGCGGGAAAGGAAGUACAUCCCCACGGUUCCGCCCGAGUUCCUGGCCAAACUCGAGCUCAGCCAAGGGGGUAAGCGGCCCAUGUUUGUGGAGAAGGAUUGGGAGAACGAGGAGGUGUAGAAAUGAAGGGCGCUUUUGUGUUUGAUGUGUGUGAAUACAGGCGGGGACAAAGAGGGAAGGAAAGAAGACAGGACCUUCUCUGAUUGCAUCAGGGGCGGCUGGCAUCUGUGGGCGUUUCUGCCUAGUUUGCCCAUAGAUAAACCUUAAGGAUUUCCUUGGCAUCGUGUCAUCUCGAUUGGGGGCGAAAGACAUCCAUUUGUGUUGACUACUAGAUUUUUGCUUAACCUUUUUUUUUUUUCCAAUAUUCGGUGUAAUUUUUUCUUUUUUUCUUUGUCUUGCAUCAUCCCACGCAUCAUUCCACCGUUGUCCCAAAGUUAUCAAUUUAAUACACGUCAACACAUGCAG
Molecule: messenger RNA, 3060 nt
Organism: Gaeumannomyces tritici R3-111a-1
Lineage: Eukaryota; Fungi; Ascomycota; Sordariomycetes; Magnaporthales; Magnaporthaceae
Product: DIL and Ankyrin domain-containing protein
Exons: 4
Coding region: 259-2715 (818 amino acids)
Molecular function (GO): GTPase binding
Source: RefSeq, a predicted model, not a curated record